CCUUCAUUGCUUCACCCACAGUGGACUGUUCAUUAGCGGAUUAAACGAAGACGACGACAGAAAGCUUUUUGCUGACUUGCAAAUUUCCAAUUCGUCUUCUUUCUCCAAUCCCGAUACUAAUAUCGGGAUUCUACUUGCCGUUCCGUGUGAUUUUCAUCUUCUUCGCUACUAGAAUUUGUUUCUCUCGGAACCCUAAAUUUCCUCUGGAGCAAAGAUUUCAGAAAAAUUUCACAAUUUCAAAUGCUUGUUUGUUAUUUCUCCUUGGUUCAACGAUGAUCUUAGACGAGAAGAAUCGAAAAAACCUCGUAUUCCUUAUCUUACAGUUCUUUGAUGAAGAGGGCUACCAAGAAAGCUUACACUUAGUGGAGCAGGAUUCAGGUGUUUACUUUGAUUUUAGCUACUUCUCUAAUGCGAUACUCAAUGGUAACUGGAAAGACGCUGAGGACUAUCUUUCAGCAUUCACUAGUCCAGAUGCUAAUACCUUUUCAAGGAAGAUGUUCUUUGACUUGUUCAAGUGGAAAUUUUCUGAAGCAACUGAUAGAGGUGGUGGCUCUGAAUCUGUGAACACAUUCUCCAAGGAUUUGCGACGGAUUCCUGUUUUAAAAGAUGAUAGCUUUGACGAUUUGGUUGAGAUCUCAUAGAGUUUUUGGUGGUGGCUUUGUCUAUAGUUUUCCUGAGCAAACUUGUUGCGUGGACAAAGCACCGGGGAGAG
This is a messenger RNA of Camelina sativa (false flax), 712 nucleotides long. NCBI's taxonomy places the organism in Eukaryota, Viridiplantae, Streptophyta, Magnoliopsida, Brassicales, Brassicaceae. The record is from RefSeq and is a predicted model, not a curated record.